Molecule: messenger RNA, 4310 nt
Organism: Ceratitis capitata (Mediterranean fruit fly)
Lineage: Eukaryota; Metazoa; Arthropoda; Insecta; Diptera; Tephritidae
Gene: clu
Product: protein clueless
Exons: 9
Coding region: 110-4219 (1369 amino acids)
Biological process (GO): intracellular distribution of mitochondria
Cellular component (GO): cytoplasm
Molecular function (GO): protein binding; mRNA binding
Source: RefSeq, a predicted model, not a curated record
AUUUGAGUUAUAAGUGAUAUUUUGCUUAAUUUAUGUAAUAUUGGUAUUCGAGAAAAUAAAUUAAUUUUUGGUCUGGUACACUCGACAGGGCGUAUCUGAGUGUUCUGGAAUGGCACAGGAAAACGAAGUAAUUAGCAAAGAGAAAGCAUCGUCUAACGAUACUACAUCAUCUUCUUCAGUGGAUACCUGUAACAUUACUUCAAUCGAUAGCGUUCAGUCCGAAGGCCACGAUGAACCUGGGUCAGUUAAUGAACAAAAAAUGCAGUCCGAAUCGUCCGAAACUAUUAAAGAGGGAAAUAAAACAAAUAAAGGCAAUGAAACUGCGCAAAACGAAGCAGUUGAUGGAGAGGAGUCUUCACUAUCUUCGGAAACCUUGGAUCUUGAAUCACUUCAUGAUGUUGGAAUAACAGUACAUAUACAGAGUCCAGGUGCUGAAAUACUGUCAGUUCAACUGUCUAGUAUGGAGUUGGUACAGGAAAUCCACCAAUUGCUGAUGGAUCGAGAAGAUACUUGCCAUAGGACAUGCUUUUCCUUACAGUUGAACGGUAUAACAUUAGAUAAUUUUGCAGAAUUAAAAACAAUUGAAGGCUUAAAACACGGAUCGACAAUCAAAGUAAUCGAAGAACCUUAUACUAUGCGUGAAGCACGUAUUCAUGUACGUCACGUACGUGAUUUAUUAAAAAGCAUGGACCCAUCUGAUGCAUACAAUGGUGUAGAAUGUAAUUCAUUAACAUUCCUACAUACUAUUACGCAAGGAGAUUUAUUAGAAAAGAAAAAAAGUCGAUCUGAUUCCGUGGAUUGCACACCACCAGACUACGUGAUGCCUGGUGUGAAAGAAGCUCCACUAAUUCCAUUACAACCGGGGUUGAAAAAUUCGAAAGGACCGCAAGCUCUUAAAAUCUUGACUAGUUCUGCUUGGAAUCCUCCCCCAGGACCUCGUAAAUUACAUGGUGAUCUAAUGUACUUAUAUGUUGUAACCAUGGAAGAUAAACGCUUUCACAUUUCGGCUUGUCCUAAAGGAUUUUAUAUAAAUCAAUCUACAGAUGAAGUUUUUAAUCCAAGACCAGACAAUCCAAGCCAUUUAAGUCAUUCAUUAAUAGAUUUGCUAUCGCAAAUCUCUCCAUCUUUUAAACGCGCAUUUCAGCAAAUGCAAAAGAAGCGAACUUUGCGCCACGCCUUUGAACGUGUUGCUACCCCUUAUCAGGUGUAUCAAUGGACAGCACCACAAUUGGAACAUACAAUUGACGCAAUUCGUGCUGAAGAUGCCUUUUCAUCAAAAUUAGGAUAUGAAGAGCACAUCCCUGGACAGACGCGUGACUGGAAUGAGGAAUUACAAACAACUCGUGAACUGCCACGAAAAACUCUACCAGAACGUUUGUUACGCGAACGUGCUAUUUUUAAAGUACAUGGCGAUUUUGUUAUUGCAGCCACCCGUGGAGCUAUGGCAGUAAUAGAUGGUAAUGUUUUGGCCAUAAAUCCAGGAGAGGAUCCAAAAAUGCAAAUGUUUAUAUGGAAUAACAUAUUUUUUUCCUUGGGUUUUGAUGUACGAGAUCAUUAUAAAGACUUGGGCGGAGAUGUUGCCGCAUUUGUCGCUCCUCGAAAUGAUCUUCAUGGCGUACGUGUUUAUAGUGCUGUUGAUAUAGAGGGCCUAUAUACAUUGGGAACGGUAGUUAUAGAUUACCGUGGUUACCGAGUAACGGCACAAUCUAUUAUUCCCGGUAUUUUGGAGCGGGAACAAGAGCAGUCUGUCGUUUACGGUUCAAUAGAUUUUGGUAAAACUGUUCUAAGCCAUCCGAAAUAUCUCGAACUGUUGCGAAAGGCGGGAAAACAUUUAAAGAUUAUGCCUCACUCCGUACUAAACGAAAACGAUGAGCCAGUAGAGUUAUGUUCCUCGGUUGAAUGUAAAGGUAUUAUUGGCAAUGAUGGCAGACAUUAUAUUCUCGAUUUACUCCGCACGUUUCCACCAGACGUUAAUUUCUUGGUUUUGGAUGACAUCGAUUUAUGUCCCGAACUGAAAUCUUUAGGAUUUCCAAUAGAGCAUAAACACAAACUUUCUUGUUUACGACAAGAGCUACUCGAAGCAUUCAUCGAAGAUCGUUAUGUUACUUUUAUUCGAAGUGCAGCGCAACAUUUACAAAAUUUUAAUUCCCAAAAAACAACAGUUGAAAAUAAUAACGAAGUCACAAAUGAAGAAAAUGGCAUUGCUCAAACGGAAAAUGAAAAACAAAUUGAAUUAAAAGCGAAUAAAAACCAGAAUGAUGUUAUGGUGAAAGCUUUAGAUGCAAUCAAAGAAGCCCAACUUAAAGUCUCUACUUCAGAUGAAACACAGGCAUCUGACGUUGUGAAAUAUGCUUGUGCCGCUGUUGGGUCAUUAAAAGAACAGGAGUUUGAUUUUCGCUUCAACCCAGAUGUGUUUUCUCCGGGAAUUCGUCAUGUUGACGACCCAACUUCUUUCAAUGCAAUUUCUAAACAAAAAAAGCUCAUUCAGGAUGCUUCAGAGUUUUUGGUUAAAAAACAAAUUCCAUCUUUUAUAAAAGAGCACAUGAAUCACACAUCGCCACCAAUGGAUGGCACUAGCUUAACGGAAGCUUUGCAUAGUCACGGCAUUAAUAUCAGGUAUCUUGGAAAAGUCAUACACAUGCUAGAAAAAAUACCGCGGAUGGAAUAUUUGCACAGGAUUGCUGUUGUGGAAUUAAUUGUGCGGUCUACUAAACACAUUUAUUAUUCAUAUAUGCAGAACACCGAUGCGAUGCACUUGUCCAAUGCCAUUAGUCAUUUUUUGAAUUGCUUUUUGUCGUCAGGACCGGCAAGUGUUACAAGUAACUCAAAUGACUCAAGUAAAUCAAAUCGGCGAGGAAAAAAUAAAAAACUUUCUAAAAAUGCUAAUGCUUCUGGAAAUAAAAAUGCUUCAGCUGCCGAGAAUAGCGAUUGGCUGCAAGUUACCCCAAAGUCGCUUUGGUUACAAAUAAAGAAAGAAGUAAAGUCGUACUGGGAUUACGAACUAAAAUGUGACUCAAUUGAAACUGCCGUUGAAGUGUAUGGCUUUCAUAGAAUAAGUGUGUUGCGUGCUUUCUGUUUAAAGGUUGGCAUUCAAGUACUCCUGAGAGAGUACAAUUUUGAAUUACGAAAUAAAACAACAUUUACCGAAGAGGACAUACUAAAUGUUUUCCCCAUUGUUAAGCAUAUAAGUCCUCGUGCAUCAGAUGCUUACAACUUUUACACGACAGGACAGUCUAAAAUACAGCAAGGAUUAUUCAAGGAAGGAUAUGAACUUAUUAGUGAAGCUCUUAAUCUCUUAAAUAAUGUAUUUGGGGCUAUGCAUUCGGAGAAUGGCUCCUGCUUACGAAUGUUAGCGCGCCUUAGCUAUUUAUUAGGAGAUCCCCAGGAGGCUCUUGCAAUACAACAACGGUCAGUCAUUAUGAGCGAGCGUGUUAAUGGCAUCGACCACCCUUGCACUGUAUUGGAAUAUACACACUUGUCACUAUAUUGCUUUGCUAAUGGACAAAUUGGAGCAUCUUUGAAACUACUAUAUCGUGCUCGCUACUUAUUAGUUUUGAUAUGCGGGGAAGACCAUCCAGAAGUUGCUCUUAUAGAUAGUAAUAUUAGCCUUAUUUUACAUGCUGUUGGGGAGUACGAGCUAUCUCUACGAUUUAUUGAACAUGCAUUGGAGUUAAAUUUAAAAUAUUUUGGAGAAAAAUCUAUGCAUGUUGCUGUUAGCUACCAUUUAGUUGCAAGAACUCAAUCAUGCAUGGGAGACUUUCGAUCAGCUUUAAACAAUGAAAAGGAAACUUAUGCCAUUUAUAAAUCUCAGUUGGGCGAAACUCAUGAAAAAACCCGGGAAUCAGCGGAAUGUUUACGUUUGCUCACACAACAGGCCGUACUGUUGCAACGCAAAAUGAACGAUAUAUAUUCAAAUGGCAAAUUGAGUACAGGACUACCGCCGAUUCACAUACAACCGCCUACUAUGGGCUCUGUUUUGGAGAUGCUUAACACAAUAAACGGAAUAUUGUUCGUUCAAAUCAGUCAAAAGGAUAUAGCUAAAGUGCGCACUGAGAUAGAAAAACACUUGAAGAGUACAAGCGAUGGUACCGAUGCAAUUGAAGCAGCUAAGGAUGAAGGCAUUUCCGAAAACACAGAUGCUUUGUUGAAUUCUCCAAAAAAGACUGACAUAUUGAUCGACGUCAAUAAUGGAACUGGUGACAAAGAUUUAAAAAGUUGAGUGGUUAGUUUAUUGUGAUUAAACCUAAUAAUGAUACAUAAUAUGGAUUAUUAUAUUAAUAAAAAAAAGUUUGCGAGUCUGCCAUUUAAAA